Zea mays is the source of this 1437-nucleotide messenger RNA. RefSeq names its product S-adenosylmethionine carrier 1 chloroplastic/mitochondrial. Gene Ontology annotation, biological process: transmembrane transport. The record is from RefSeq and is a predicted model, not a curated record. The coding region runs from base 202 to 1044 and encodes 280 amino acids. The transcript has 12 exons. NCBI's taxonomy places the organism in Eukaryota, Viridiplantae, Streptophyta, Magnoliopsida, Poales, Poaceae.
UCGCCCUCACUAUAGCCUGCAUUGGCACAAGCCUAACAUGGACUGCUAAAAAACCUUUGACAGCCUGGCGGCAAAACCCUCCCCAAUACCCAUUUCUCGCAAAUCCCCGCCACCCCCAUUUCCACCGCCAGAUUCGGUGCCGUCAGGAUCGAUUUCUUGUGCAUCUUGGAGCAUCUACAAGGGAGAAGUCUUGACAAGCGCAUGGGCGGAGGUGGAAAUGGGGAAUCGUGCGAUCUCCUCCAAGUCCUUUUUGAGGGGGCCUUGGCUGGAGGAGCUGCUGGUGUUGUUGUUGAAACAGCUUUAUAUCCUAUUGAUACAAUAAAGACCAGGCUUCAGGCUGCACAAGGCGGAAGUAAAAUUCAAUGGAAAGGCAUGUAUGAUGGGUUAGCUGGAAAUAUUGUCGGUGUUCUUCCCGCUUCUGCAAUUUUUGUUGGAGUAUAUGAACCAGCUAAAAGAAAACUACUGGAAUUGUUUCCUAAAAAUUUGAGCGCUAUUGCUCAUUUGACUGCAGGAGCAAUUGGAGGGGCUGCUUCUUCUCUCAUUCGUGUUCCCACGGAGGUGGUUAAACAAAGAAUGCAAAUGAGUCAGUACAAGACUGCACCUGAUGCCGUUCGCCUUAUCCUUGCUCAAGAAGGAAUUAAAGGUCUUUAUGCUGGCUAUGGUUCCUUUCUCCUGCGAGAUCUGCCAUUUGAUGCCAUUCAAUUUUGCAUAUAUGAGCAACUCCGAAUUGGUUAUCGAUUAACGGCUAAGAGGGAGUUGCACGACACAGAGACUGCAAUUAUUGGUGCUUUUGCUGGUGCCAUUACUGGCGCUUUAACCACACCCCUCGAUGUCAUGAAGACAAGAUUGAUGAUUCAGGGACAAACAAACCAAUAUAGAGGAUUCAUUGACUGUGCUCAAACUAUCAUGCGAGAGGAAGGUGCUGGCGCAUUUUUUAAGGGUAUCGAGCCAAGGGUACUAUGGAUUGGCAUUGGCGGGUCGAUCUUCUUUGCUGUUCUGGAGAAAACAAAAUCGGUUCUAGCUGAGAGGAAUACCCGUAGGUGAGAGGAUGAACGAAAGCUCUUGGCAUCGUGAUCAUUUCCCUAUGGCACGAGGCGGAAAUGCGCCUGGCCAGAUUUUGGAGCCCCAGUUUCCCAUUCUAUUCUGUUCCGUUUGAGCUACGUUGAUGGAGACUCAUGUUGCGUGAUAUUCCCUCUGUUUUUUUAUUCGUCGCUUUUUAGUUUAAAAAUAAACUAGCAGUUGACAAAUAUUCGAGAACGAGAUAAUACUAGCUAAGAUAGUUGGCCUUUUCAGGCAUUACGAUGAGCCUAGAGUAAGGUAACGUAGAAACAGCAACAAGCAAACUAGCACUACAACGAUAGUAAGGCUGUCUUCUAUCUUUUAUUUCAAAUAUUACUUGUGAACUGUAUAAUCUAUAAUACAAAAUAAAGUUUUACG